AUGAGUGAAAUAGUCUUAAAACAAUGUGUCCGCCAUUGUCUUAAUUACCCUGCUAAUAACUGCUAUGGGUAUAUUUGUAAUGGAGAAAAAGUUAUUGCUGUUUCACACGCACCUUGUCUUCCUCCACUUAACUCUAUUAUAUAUGAUGAAAUAGCAGAAAUAGGAAUUGAGGCUAUGUAUGUUUCAAGUACAACAUCAACAGUUCCCCACCCAUAUCUAGAAUUUGCUAAACAAAAAUCUAUCCCAAUAAUUUAUUUAAUUUCAUUGUAUAAUCCUUCUAAACGAAUUCAAAAAUUUCAGUUUAAUUCUAACAAUAAGUGGGAACCAACUACAAUUGAAUGUGAAUUAAAAGGAGUUAUUGUAAUGUCUGUUCCAUCUCUCACUACACCAAAAGUUCAAAUUUAUAUUAAUACAACUGGGGUUGAAUUUGUGAAUGGUGAAGAACAAUUAGAAAAGGGUGAUAGCACUUACGUUCAAAAGCAAUCACCAUGUAUCAUUGAUUAUUCCAAACUUCUUUCUCAACUUGAAGAAAUUAAGAAACAAACUGAUCAAAUGUUAAAAGACAAACAAAAUCUUUGCAAAGAACUUGGCAUUGAUUUUACUAUCUAA
Entamoeba nuttalli P19 is the source of this 609-nucleotide messenger RNA. RefSeq lists its product as hypothetical. The transcript has 2 exons. Lineage: Eukaryota; Evosea; Mastigamoebida; Endamoebidae. The coding region runs from base 1 to 609 and encodes 202 amino acids. The record is from RefSeq and is a predicted model, not a curated record.